GAAUUUGUUUUACUGUCUAUGGAAUUUGUUAGCAGUAGUGUUUUAUUUAGUUAUGGAUGUGGUUCUGUAUGUUGUAGCUGCGGUUCUUCUGCUCGUUCUCAUAGUGUUUGCUGUGAAACUCCGCUGACGGACUGAAGCAGCUGACCGUGAGGAUCAUCAGAAUGUGGCGGUUCGAGUCGCAGCGCAUCCGCAGGCAGACGAGCGUCCAGCAGGAAUGCCUCGCGCCGCAGAAACCUGCACAGCCGAGUGAACGUCCAGCGCACGCAGCGGCCGUCAGACAACGAAGUCUUGUAAUAUGGAGGAAUUGCCUGAAUGUACAGGCCGAGCUGGAGGAGUGAGAGGAGAGGAGGAAGAUGCAGGAGCUCAGAGAUCAAGAGAGACAGAAAGAAGAGGAGAAAGAGAGACUGCAAGAACAAAAUCACUGGCCAAUAUUUGCCUUCAGUCUUUCGGUUUUGCCCUGCGAGCAUCAGCAGUGGGACUUUUAUUUUGACAGAGCCUUAGCACAGAUGCAUAGUGUUUAUUUAUUUGUGUUUCUUGAUUUCCAAACAACACUGCAAGAAGCAUACAGAAUCAAAGUAUGAAUCUGUCUGUUUUACAAAUAAUGCAUCCUGCAAUUAUUUUAGUAAAUAUUAAUGAACGAACAAACAAAAAACAGAAAUUAUGCAUGAGUUGUUUACUAUUUUGAAAUGAAGUGGUGUGAUAUUAUAAAGACAUCAGGCCAUAUUGGUGGAGCAGUAAUUUUGACCGUGUGUCAGAGCUGCUUUAUGGUUAAAUAAGUGUAAAUGUUUCCCGAAGCCGUGUGUUCCUCUCUUUCCCAGGAGGAGGAGCUGCAGCGGUCCCGGGAGGAGCAGGAGCAGAAGGAGGAGGAGGAGGAGUAUCUGCGGCUGAGGAGGAGCUCAGCGAACAGGAGUCUCGCAGCCUGCUGCAGGAGUUCAUCCAGUACGUCCAGUUUUCAGAAAUCUAAAGUGGUUUUGUUGGAGGAUUUGGCGUCACGCUUCAGCAUGCGCUCACAGGAUGCUAUUGGCAGACUACAGGACCUGAUGGAAGACGGCUCCCUGACAGGAGUGAUCGACGACUGAGGGAAGUGUAUUUUCAUCACGCCGGAGGAGCUGAACGCUGUGGCUCAGUUCAUCAAGAAGAGAGGAAGAGUCUCCAUCUCUGAACUCGUUCAAGCCAGCAACACUCUCAUAAACCUCACGCCUGAGCUCCAGAGCAGCGCUUGAACCUCACAGGCUGUGAUCUUUUCAAGGACUUGUAAAUAAAGCGGGAGGCAUUCAAUCACUUACAGUCUAUGUCGUGUAAGACCAGCGUACAGCGCUCAUUUCCUAUGAGCUGCACCCUAUAAGCAUCAUUUACUGUAGAUACAGCCGUGUCUGAUGUCUUCUCCAUCACUUUCUCAAACAGCUCGAGGCUGGUUUGUAAUACAGAGGACUUGUUUUCAGUGGCAGAGAAGGAGAUUUCAUGUCAUUAUUGUUAUACACACACUUUAAACAGAUUUCCCUCAGUCGUGCUUUGGAUAAAGUGUCUGCUAAAUGUAAAUUAUAGUAUUUUCUUCUGGUAAUAUUCAGGUCUGCAAUAUAGAAAAGUUAAAUAAACAAUUUAAUUGUACAAAUUUA
Carassius gibelio (silver crucian carp) is the source of this 1616-nucleotide messenger RNA. Its product is annotated as DDRGK domain-containing protein 1-like. The record is from RefSeq and is a predicted model, not a curated record. Bases 783 to 1079 code for a protein of 98 amino acids. Lineage: Eukaryota; Metazoa; Chordata; Actinopteri; Cypriniformes; Cyprinidae. The transcript has 7 exons.